Messenger RNA from Hirsutella rhossiliensis, 2025 nucleotides. Its product is annotated as methylenetetrahydrofolate reductase domain-containing protein. The transcript has a single exon. Gene Ontology annotation, molecular function: methylenetetrahydrofolate reductase [NAD(P)H] activity; FAD binding. Gene Ontology annotation, cellular component: cytosol. Lineage: Eukaryota; Fungi; Ascomycota; Sordariomycetes; Hypocreales; Ophiocordycipitaceae. The coding region runs from base 1 to 2025 and encodes 674 amino acids. The record is from RefSeq and is a predicted model, not a curated record. Gene Ontology annotation, biological process: tetrahydrofolate interconversion.
AUGGACAAAAUCACGGACAAGAUCGCCGCCCUCCCCGAUGGCGCCGAGUACUUCUCGCUCGAGUUCUUCCCUCCCAAGACAGCCAUGGGCUUCUCAAACCUGAGGCACCGCAUGCAGAGGAUGGAGCAGGCCCUGAGGCCGCUCUUCGUCAACGUCACCUGGGGCGCCGGCGGCUCGACUGCAACAAAGUCCCUCGAGCUGGCCGAGCUGUGCCAGCGCGAGCUUGGCCUCACGACAUGUCUGCAUCUGACCUGCACAAACAUGAGCCGCCGCAUCCUCGACAAGGCCCUGGAAGACGCCAAGGCCCUCGGCAUCCGCAACAUCCUCGCAUUGAGGGGAGAUGCCCCUCGAAAGGAAGAGUAUCGCGAUGCCGGCGGCGACCAAGACGACGGCUCCGACGAGCUCACCUGGGCCAUUGACUUGGUGCGCUACAUCCGCAGAAACCAUGGUGAUUACUUUUGUAUUGGAGUCGCCGCCUACCCCGAGGGCCACGCCGACGAAUCUCAUCCCGUGGGCCAGAGUCUUGAGCACGAUCUCCCCUACUUGGUCGACAAGGUCCAAGCCGGUGCCGACUUCAUCAUGACCCAGCUCUUCUUCGACAUUGACGCCUAUGAAAAUUUUGAAAAGACCCUCAGGGAGCACCCCAGCGGCGCCUUUACUUCCAUUCCCAUCAUGCCCGGCUUGAUGCCCAUCCAGAGCUACCAGAUGAUCAAGCGGACAACCAAGCUCAGCCAUGCGAGGAUGCCUGAGUCGAUCUUGACGCGCCUCAACGCCGUCAGGGGGGACGACGAACGAGUCAAGAUGGUGGGCGUCGAUGUCAUCGGCGAGAUGGUGGAGCAGAUCAGGGCCAUCAAGGCCGGUACCUCUGGCCACAGAGGGUUUCACUUUUACACCCUCAACCUGGAAAAGGCCGUGUCGCUCAUCGUGGAAAAGACUGGGUUGAUCCAGCAAGAUUCGUCCGAGAGCGACGAAGCCGCCGUCGUCGAUGACGUCCCCCUAUCCCCCCUUCCCACCAUCCAGCUCAACGGCAAUGCGCCAUUGCGGCCGAGCAGCCACUCGCGGACAAGCAGGAGACAUUCCUCGGUCGGAUCUGAUCCCCAUAACAGAGUCAUUGUGGGCAGCCGACCCCUGGCUCAUCCGGAAUGGGAAGCGUCGGGCCAGGAAGCGGGCGUUCCUGCCGAGGCCAUCAACUCGCGCGCAAAUACGCUGGCCAUCUCGGAAGGCGAGGGAGCCCUGGGGCGCGAGGCCACCUGGGACGACUUCCCUAAUGGUCGUUUCGGCGAUGCUCGAUCGCCCGCCUAUGGCGAGAUUGACGGAUACGGCGUGAGCUUGCACAUGUCUGUCACGCAAGCCGUGCGGCUGUGGGGUCACCCGGCAACUCGUCAGGACAUUGACGGCAUUUUCGUCAAGCACAUGCAGGGGGAGCUCGCGGCCAUUCCCUGGAGCGAGGAGGAGCUGAUGGCGGAAUCGUCGACCAUCCAGCCCCGCCUCAUUGAACUGAACAGCAAGGGCUGGUGGACUGUCGCCUCCCAGCCCGCAGUCAACGGGGCGCCGUCGAGCGACGGGACGUUUGGGUGGGGCCCGGCAAACGGGUUCGUCUUCCAAAAGUCGUUUGUCGAGUUCUUCCUCCCGUCGGACGACUGGAAAACGCUCCUCGACAGACUCAACUCCCCCCGGGUGCGCGAGUCGAUCUGCUUCUACGCCACCAACGCCAAGGGAGACUUUGUCUCGUCCGACUCGAGCGGGGGGGUCAACGGUGCGAGCUCGUGGUCGAGCACCAACGCAGUUACGUGGGGCGUCUUCCCGGGCAAGGAGAUUGUGACGCCGACGAUUGUCGAAGAGGUCAGCUUCCGGGCCUGGGGCGAGGAGGCGUUUGGCAUCUGGGGCGAAUGGGUCAAGGUAUACGGCCGAGGGUCGGACAGCGAGAAUCUGCUCAACGGCAUCAGAGACGACAUAUGGCUGGUUAACAUUAUUCACCACGAAUUUGUGGACAAGGAUGCGCUGUGGGAGUUGCUCCUGGAAUAG